AGCCUGGCCCAGGGGCUGCGGACCGUCCUGGGCUUGAUCCAGCGGCACCAGCAGCUCUGUGUUUUCUGGACCGUCAACUACGGCUUCGAGGACCCUGCCGUCGGGACGUUCCUGCGGGGACAGCUGGGACGACCCAGGCCUGUGAUACUGGACCCCGCUGACCCCACAUGGGACGUGGGCAGCGGCACAGCCUGGCACUGGGAUGUGCUGGCCCGGGAGGCCCAGACCUGCUACCACCACCCGUGCUUCCUGGAGGCAUCGGGGGAGGCCCGUGCAGCCCUGGGAGGGGCUGGGCCUUCCACGUGCUGGGCACUCAGAUUUGGGACACCCCGUCCUGCGAGACCCUGCCCAAGAAAUCCCUGGGGACAGCAGGAGCCUCGACGCCGUGCAUCCAAAGGCCCAGAGCAGGCAGCCCGCAGGUCCAGCCCCGGACCCCGGCGGAAGGGCCAGCGACGCCCGGCCCGCACUGGGCGUGGCCUCGGCUCUGUCUCAGGUGCCGGCCAAGGAGCUGGACCGCUUCGUCCAGGACCACUUGACGCCCAGCCCCCAGUUCCAGGAGCAGGUGAAGAGGGCCAUCGACGCCACCCUGCGCUGCCUGCGCGAGACCUGCGCCUACAAGCCCUCCAGAGUCAUCAAGGUUGCAGCUCAGAAUGAAGGACAGGCAGCCCAUACCUCUCUGCCUCCAGCCUACGCCCUGGAGCUGCUGACCAUCUUCGCCUGGGAGCAGGGCUCUAACAGUCACAGUUUCAACAUGGCCCAGGGCCUGCGGACUGUCCUGGGGCUUGUGCAGCAAUAUCAGGACCUUUGUGUGUACUGGACAGACUACUAUGGCAUCGAGGACCCAGCUCUGAGAACACACCUUCUUGGCCAGCUUAGGAAACCCAGGCCUCUAAUCCUGGAUCCUGCUGACCCCACCUGGAACGUGGGCCAGGGCAGCUGGGAGCCUUUGGCCCAGAGCGCGGCAGCCCUGGAGACCCAGGCCUGCCUUAUGGUGGGGACGGGACACCUGUGCAGCCCUGGGGACGUGCUGGUGAACAAGGCCGUCAACACCAUCUGCUCGUUCCUGCGGGAGAACUGCUUCCAGAAUUCUCCCAUCAAAGUGCUCAAGGUGGUCAAGGGUGGCUCUUCAGCCAAAGGCACCGCCCUGCGAGGCCGCUCAGACGCCGACCUGGUGGUGUUCCUCAGCUGCUUCCAGCAGUUUUCGGAGCAGGGGAAUAAGCGGGCUGAGAUCAUCUCCGAGAUCCGGGCCCAGCUGGAGGCCUGUCAGCAGAAGCAGCAGUUCGAAGUCAAGUUUGAAAUCUCCAAGUGGGAGAAUCCCCGUGUGCUGAGCUUCUCCUUGACGUCCCAGACGAUGCUGGACCACAGUGUGAACUUCGAUGUGCUGCCGGCCUUUGAUGCGCUAGGCCAGCUGGCCGCGGGCUCCAGGCCCAGCCCGCAGGUCUACGCGGACCUCAUCCGCAGCUGCCACAGCGCGGGCGAGUUCUCCACCUGCUUCACGGAGCUGCAGCGCGACUUCGUGGUGUCGCGCCCCACCAAGCUGAAGAGCCUGAUCCGGCUGGUGAAGCACUGGUACCGGCAGCUGCAGGGCCACAAGACGCCCAAGGGGAAGGGCCCCCUGCCCCCCCAGCACGGGCUGGAGCUGCUGACCGUGUACGCGUGGGAGCAGGGCAGCCGGGACCCCCAGUUCAGCAUGGCCGAGGGCUUCCGCACGGUCCUGGAGCUCAUCAGACAGUACCGCCAGCUCCGCGUCUACUGGACCGUCAACUACGGUGCCGAGGACGGGACCGUGGGGGACUUCCUGCGGCUGCAGCUUCAGAGGCCCAGACCCAUCAUCCUGGAUCCAGCGGACCCGACGGGCAACCUGGGCCACAGCGCCCGCUGGGACCUGCUGGCCAAGGAAGCCGAGGCGUGCGCGUCCGCCCUGUGCUGCGUGGACGGGGACGGCCGCGCCGUGCGGCCAUGGCCAGUACGGGUGAGGACGGGUGGAGCGCCUGGGGGAGGCGGGUGUCCCCGCCCCGUGUCCCCGGCCUCGGGCAGCCAGCGUCCCCUGCUCUGCCCUCCCAGCCCGCACUGUGAAGUCCGGCGGCGGUGGCCCCGCAGGGCGGCAGACGUGGACUCCGGAAGAGCCAGGCCUCCGCCUGCUCCCCGCCGCCCCGCCGCGGGCAUCCCUGCCUCCUGGACCCGUGCGCUGGCGUCCCGGCCCUGCGGAAGGGGCAGCGGCGGCCCCGGGGCGACGAGGGACGUCUGCCUGGCUGCGGCCCAGCGCCCGCGCGUGGCCGUCCAUGGGGUCCUUCGGGGAGGAGCUCGAGGGAGGCCCCGGCCCGCCCUGCCCCGGAUGCCCAGCAGCCCGGCCUCUGCCCGAGACCCUGCCCAGCACGCGGGGGGCUGGGAGGAGCCGCCGGGACCCUCAGGGGGCAGCCCGCUGUCCAGGCCGCCCUCUCGCUCCUCCCCGCCGGGUGCCCAGCGUGGGCGUGGGCUCCCGCCGAACCUGGAGAAAGGCGCCACCGCGCUCCCGCUGCGCAGGGGGAAUCGGAGACGGGGCGGGGGUCGGGCCGGUCGUGGCGCCAGAGUUUCGGUUCCGCGGGCGGCGCGGCCUCCGGGGCGGAGCCGCCGGCCUCCCUCUCCAUUUCCGGGCGGACGCGCAGGGCUGGGCUGGUCUCCGCGCCCACCACCCGGCGGCCGGCAGCGAGCUAUGGGCAACUGGGAGUCGCAGGUGUCCUCCGUGCCCGCCGGGCAGCUGGGCAGCUUCGUCCAGAGCCACCUGAGGCCCCCCGAGGACUGCCUGUGGCGCGUGGCGCAGACCCUGGCGGCCGUGCGCGCCGCGCUGCUGGAGGGCGACACCUUCCCGGUGGUGCGCGGCGUGGCCACGGGUGGCUCCUAUGGACGGGGCACAGUCUUGAAAGGCCACUCGGAUGGCACCCUCGUCCUGUUCCUCGAUCACCUGGCACGAUUCCAGGAUCAGAAGACGAUCCAAAAGGAGCUGCUCACGAUCAUCGAGGGGCAGCUGAAGGCCCGACUGUGCGCCCGCGGGCUGACCGAGGGGUGCGAGAUCCUGGCCGUGGGAGGCGGGCUGGCCAUCGAGGUGCUGGCCGGGCCGCAGACCGUGUCCUUCGAGGUGCUGCUGGCCUUCGACGCUCUGGGCUUCGGGGAGAAUCCCAGCCCCUGGGUCUACAGAGAUCAAAGAUCCAUGGAUGAGACGGCAGCCUGCCCCGGGGAGUUCGCGGUCUGCUUCACGGAGCUCCAGGAGAGCUUCUUCGGCGAGUACCCCAGAAAGCUGAAGGACCUGAUGCUCCUGAUGAAGUGCUGGUACCAGCAGUGCCAGAAAAGGUGGGGGGCUCCCUCCUCCCGGCCCCUGUACGCCCUGGAGCUCCUGGCCGCCUACGCCUGGGAGCAGGGCUGCGGCGCCCCGGACUUCGACCUGGCCCAGGGCCUCAGGGCCGUCUUGCGGCUGAUCCAGCAGCAGCACCAACUCUGCGUCUACUGGACGGUCAACUACGACUUCGAGGACGAGACGGUCAGGAGCGUCCUCCUGCACCAGCUCGGAUCCCAGAGGCCGGUGAUCCUGGACCCAGUGGACCCCACCAACGACGUGAGCGGACACAUCCCCUGGCCGCGUCUGAAAGAGGAGGCCGAGCUCUGGCUGUCUUCUCCCAAGCUGGGCGGCGAGGCCCCGGGGCACUCCUGGAAUGUUCUGCCCGCCCCGCUCUUCAUGACCCCCGGCCACCUUCUGGACAAGUUCAUCAAGGACUUUCUCCAGCCCAGCAAAGAUGUCCUGGAUCAGCUUGGCAGUGCGGUUGACGACAUCUGUACGUUCCUCCAAAACGACUGCUUUCGACACACAGCCACCAAGGUCCAGAGGGUGGUGCAGGGGGGAUCAGCCGCCAAAGGCACGGCCCUGAAGAACGGCUCCGACGCGGACCUCGUCGUGUUCCCCAGCACCAUCCGGAGCUACGCCUCCCAGAGGAAGGAGCGGUGCAGGAUCAUCCGGGAGAUCCGAAAGCAGCUGGAGGCCUGGCAGCAGGAGAAAAAGUUUGAAGUGACCUUCAAGAUUUCCAAAUGGAAGGCCCCCAGGGUGCUGAGCUUCUCUCUGAAAUCCAAAAACGUCAGCGAAAGCAUGGACUUUAAUGUGCUGCCCGCCUUUGACGCACUAGGUCAACUGCCUUCCGGCUCCAGGCCCAGACCCGAGGUCUACGCGGAACUCAUGGAUCUGUACAGCUCCUCCGAUCUCCCGGGUGGCGAGUUUUCUGCCUGUUUCACGGAGCUGCAGCGUGACUUCAUCCACUGCCGGCCGGCCAAGCUGAAGGGCCUGAUCCGCCUGGUGAAGCACUGGUACGCACAGUGUGAAAGGAAGACGACCUCGAAGGGCUCCCUGCCCCCCAAGUACGCCCUGGAGCUGCUCACCGUCCACGCCUGGGAGCAGGGCAGCGGGGCGGAGAGCUUCAGCACCGCCCAGGGCUUCCGGACGGUCCUGGAGCUGGUCACAAAAUACCAGCAGCUCUGCAUCUUUUGGACUGUCAAUUACGACUUCGAAGACGAGGCGAUGCGGGCCUUCCUCCUGACCCAGAUCCAGAAACCCAGGCCUGUGAUCUUGGACCCAGCGGAACCCACUGGUGACGUAGGUGGCGGGAACCGUUGGUGCUGGCAUUUUCUGGCAAAAGAAGCCAAACAGUGGCUGUCCUCACCGUGCUUCAGAGAUGGGACGGGAAACCCUGUGCAGCCGUGGAAAGUGCCAGCCAGGGUGCUCUGACGAAGUGUCUGCAGACGGCCCGCAACAGCUGCCCCUCGGGGGACUUCCCGUGGGGGCGACAGCAGCCACCUGCCCUCGUCCCUCCCCCGUCCCACCCCUGCCGCCAGCGGCCACCGGGGUCAGGGACCGCUCGGCAGUGCCCUCCCCAUGCGAGCUUUCUCAGCUCCCAUGCUGCCGACGUUCAGGGGGGGCCUUUGUGCUGGGUGGAGGGGUCGCACCAGGAGACUGGUCUCCACCCAGGAAGCGCCAGAAGCGCCCACCUCCCCAGCCAAAAAUGUCUCCAGACUUGUCACACGUCCCCUCAGGGGACGCUCGCUCUGGCUUCCGGCUCCACCCCUGUUGUGACUCCAGGGUCACGGCCCAGCGCGAGGCAGGGCAGAGGUCGCCAGGGAGGGGACAGGUGGGGGGCUGGGCAGGAGGAUGGCAAGUUCCAGGCCAGCUUAGGAGACCCCGUCUCACAAUGGAAAGGGGACGCGGCUCGGCAAGAGCAGCCGGGGGUCAGUCCCAGGCCUGGGGUGGAGGUGGACGGGACUUUAUUGGAAGCUCCGUCCAGCAAGUCCUCACACCUUCCAUUGCCUGGAAGCGUCACCUGGCUGCAGCCGUCACCCGGCCACACCCGUCCGAACCCCUCGCUGCCGAGUGUCCUGGGUGGGUCCUCCUACCUGCCCUGGGUCCUCCCCCAGCCCCCCUUCCUUCUCUAAAGCAGGAUUUCUCGACCUCGGCACUUGGGGCCGGAGAUUCUAGCCUCGGGGUCUCCCCUGUGCAGCACCCCAGCCCUCUGCCACCUGAUGCCACCUGAUGCCACCCGAUGCCACCUGAUGCCACCCAGAUGGAAAAGCUCUUUUCCUUUUUUUUUUAAUGUGGCGCUGGGGAUGGAACCAGGGCCGUGUGCACCCGGGGCAGGCCCUCUGCCAGCUGAGCCGUGUGCCCAGCCCUGUGCCGCCCAGAGGGGACAACUAAAAACGUCUCCAGACGUCACGCGUCCUCCAGGGAGGAAUCCGCCCCCGCUGCAGGGAAGUCCCCCCGCCUCCACCUGCGGGAUCGGCCCUGCUGCGGAACCUGCGCUGUUCAUAAGGACAGAGGCGUCCCGGCCAUUGUGUCGUCCCAGAUGCAGCUGCCAGCGCCUGCCUUCUGGCCCCUUCAGCCGCGGCUGUCGCUGCUCAGGGGCCUUAUCUUCCUCGCGCCUUCCUUCUGGCGGACACAGCAGAUGCCCUGGAGCUGCGGAGCCGGGUCUGUCCUGCUGUCAGUGAGAUGCUCUCGAUCCCGAGGUGACGUGCUAGAAGGAACUUCCAGAGGCCGUCUGGAGAUGGCUCUUAAAGAAUCCGUUCCCCAGGCUCCCUCCUGCCCUGCUGGCCUCCGCCUCUCCUUCCCUCGCUGCUUGGACUCUGCUGGAAAUGGAGACCGGAAGCCCUUCCCUGCCUCCCGCCGGGCUGAAGGCCCACGAUGCACAUGACCCGCCUUUAUCUCACCUGGCUUCCUGUCCGCUCGGCUUCUGCUCACCGCUCUGCAUGUUUCCCCUCUGUUCCUCCCGUUCCUCCAAGUCUCAAGGACCCUCCCCGCAUCCCCAGAGUGAAGCUCUUCUGUCCCCUGGUGCCGGUCAUUCUGAGCUCUUCUCUCACCCUCCCAGCUCCGCCAGCCCUGUCCUUCGGUGGUCAGCCUCCCCAGAGCUGCUCCUUUUCCCUGGUCCCUGCCUGUCUUCCCACCCGCCCAGGAGACAAUAAGGAAUACCCCUGGCCUUUGUACCCAGUGACCAGCACAGAACUUUAAAACCCACAGGAUUUCCUGAGUGCCUUUUGCAUUCAUAACCGUCCCUCCACCAUCCCUGGAUUUAAGCUAAGAAGGUGACUCAUAGCCAGCCUGGAUGGCACACCCCUGCAACCCCAGUGACUAGGGAGGCUGAGGCAGGAGGAUGGAAAGUUCAAGGCCAGCCUCUUAGCAAGGACCUUUCUCAAAAAAUAGAAAGGGCUGGGGGUAUAACUCGGUGGUAGCGACUCCUGGGUUCAGUCCCCAGAACUGUAGAAAGAAAGGGGGGGAUUCCUCAUGGGCCCUUGGAGCGCGUGGCGUGGCGAGAGACUGGCCGAGCCGCGGAGACCUCGCACAUGAUUGAAGGGCUGGAGCUUUCCGUAGCCCCGAUCUGCAGGAAGGAGAGGGGACUGGGAUUGAGCUCCGUCGUGUGGCCGAUGAUUUAACCAAUCAUGCCCAAAUAAUGGGAUCCAAUAAAAACCUCUGGAACUUCCCAGUAGGCGAACAUUGCAAUGUAUCGGGAAGGUGGCCCGUCCCAACGCCGAGGCCACAGAAGCACCUGAGCUCAGCGCCACCUGGACUUGAUGCAUCGCUAUCUCUUUAUCUGGUUGUUCAUUUAUAUCGUUUAUAAUAAAGUGACCAUAAGCACAGA
Molecule: messenger RNA, 7142 nt
Organism: Sciurus carolinensis (gray squirrel)
Lineage: Eukaryota; Metazoa; Chordata; Mammalia; Rodentia; Sciuridae
Biological process (GO): negative regulation of viral genome replication; defense response to virus; regulation of ribonuclease activity
Cellular component (GO): cytosol; nucleoplasm; membrane
Molecular function (GO): 2'-5'-oligoadenylate synthetase activity; double-stranded RNA binding
Source: RefSeq, a predicted model, not a curated record